Molecule: messenger RNA, 1865 nt
Organism: Pristis pectinata (smalltooth sawfish)
Lineage: Eukaryota; Metazoa; Chordata; Chondrichthyes; Rhinopristiformes; Pristidae
Gene: dnali1
Product: dynein, axonemal, light intermediate chain 1
Exons: 6
Coding region: 242-1006 (254 amino acids)
Cellular component (GO): axoneme; filopodium
Molecular function (GO): dynein heavy chain binding
Source: RefSeq, a predicted model, not a curated record
GGGGGUAGGAGAGAGAGGAAUAGAGAUAGAUAGAAAGCAAGAUAAGUAGAUAGGGGGGGAUAGAAAUAGUGGGGUAGGGAGAGAGGGAGAGGACAGAGAGUGGGAGAGAUGAGCAUAAACUGAGACAGACAGGGAUAUAGGGGAAGCCAGAAUAAACUGGGAUAGAGAAAGCAGCUGGGAAAUCGAGAGACAGGCCAGGAGACGGAAACUAGGGGAGACUGGGCAGACCUGAGCAGCAAAGAUGAUUCCCCCGAUAGACUCUCUGUUGAAAUAUGAUCAUCCACUGCUUGUCAGCAGGAACACGGAGAAAAAAUCAGCCAAGGCUCGCGCUUUGAAGGUGAGUCCCCAGCAGCCCAUUUCUACAUCACCAAUUCCAAGUCCUCCAAAACCCAAACCACUUACAGUUGACGUCACCAAGCAGACUGAAGAGAUUUUAAAUGCAAUUUUGCCACCCAGGGAAUGGACGGAGAACUCACAGAUGUGGAUUCAGCAGGUAUCUAGCAUUCCCUGCACUCGGAUUGAUGUGGUCCAUCUGCAGGAACAACUGGACAUCAAGCUGCAACAACGGCAAGCUCGAGAGACUGGAAUUUGCCCAGUCCGCAGAGAGCUCUACUCACAGUGUUUUGAUGAACUGAUCAGACAAGUCACCAUCAACUGUGCCGAGCGUGGACUACUGCUGCUGCGGGUCCGUGACGAGAUCCGCAUGACCAUCUCUGCCUAUCAGACACUGUACGAAAGCAGUGUCGCUUUUGGGAUGAGGAAAGCUUUGCAAGCAGAAGAGGGCAAAACUGACAUGGAAAAAAAGAUCAUCGAUUUGGAAACAGAAAAGAAAGAUCUGGAGAGACAGCUCAAUGAACAGAAAGCAAAAUGCGAAGCUAUAGAGAAAAGGGAGAAUGAAAGGCGGCAAGUGGAGGAGAAGAAGCAUGCAGAGGAAAUUCAGUUUCUCAAACGAACCAAUCAGCAACUUAAGGCACAACUGGAAGGCAUAAUUUCUCCGAGGAAAUGAAAUUAUCGUGUUUCUCCCCAAAAACAAUCUCGUGAAUAUACAAUUCAUACACGCUACUACUGUGACUUAAACAGUGUACAAGUUCCAUACAGGCAAGGGUGUUGUCUAUAUAAAAGAACCUUAAUGAUCUGAAGGCUAUUACCAGGAAUUGGGCCAAGGUGCACUGGAUCUGUAAACUCAGUGUUUCAUGUGACUACAUACAUAACUUAUUUCAACAUUAAUUAUGACCCCCUAUUGAUCUCAGUCUGCUGGCCGGUCCAUGGACUGCCUUUAUCCAUUGUUCUGGCAAUGUUUAAAUUUUCAUCGUAUUUACCAUAAUGCCAGUGUUAGCACUAAUAUUCCAUUGAUACAUGUAAUACAAUGCUAGGAAUAAAAUUUACAACAGCAAUGAAUCCGCAACUUGUUUCAAUUAAAACACCCCCAUUCAAAAAUGUCCACUUCAAGAUUAUUAUUAUUAUUAGUUUUCCUUGGGAAUGCACUCUGAGAUUUCACAAUAUGUAGUAUUUUCUUGGGGAAAAUUAUCUGCUCGUGGAGACACCAUGCAGCUGUAACAACUGAUUUCACCUUGGCAAUUUAUAUAAACUGAGGGUUAAUAGAAAAAACCCUAAAAUAUACAAACAUUGACGACUGAUUAGAAUGGAAUUUCUUUGGCAUUUACACGUGAAUAAAAAUUGCAAAUCAUUUGUCCCUUAUUACUCCUUCAGGCAUUGAGAGUCUGUUCUAUAUCCCAUCUUUUCCUUUAACAGUAUCACACUAUUUUCACAAUAAUUUUUAAAUUGCCAUUACAGUACUAAUUGUGCUGUAAAUCUUAGAAUAAUGUAUCUGUUCUUAUUUCUUUUAAAUAAAUUACUUAAACUUC